This is a messenger RNA of Didymodactylos carnosus, 1713 nucleotides long. NCBI's taxonomy places the organism in Eukaryota, Metazoa, Rotifera, Eurotatoria, Philodinida, Philodinidae. The record is from the annotation of a GenBank genome assembly.
AACACCAAAAAUUAUAAGAAAGAAAAGAGAAAACUAGAGAAGGAAAAACCAGUUGGAAACAGAAUCUAAAUGCUUUGCUGCUACGAUUUUGAAAUUAGAAGACAAAAUAAAAGAGAAUGCACUAUACUUCAACUUGUUUUUAUACCAUCAAAAUAGGUUGUGCAUCUGCCAAAAGAAAAUUACUUGGUACUAUAGGCAUUUUCACUUUAGAUACAGAUACUGGUGUUCGUAUUGUCAGUUUAGACUACUGGCGGCUUUUAAAAGGAAAUGAAGCUGUUUUUUCCUUAUUCUGGUGCAUAUUAUAGAUUGCAUUGGUAUUAUAGAUCCAGAAGGUAGUUCUAUUAAACCAAUCGGCUUCGUCGAAGCUGAUAUUACGUUGGCGGGACAAACUUUUAAACACUCGCUUGUUGUGUUCUAACUCGCAAAUUCAAUCAAAGAGUCGUGUUAGGAACCAAUUUCAUGUUCGAAAUAGGCUUAGUUUUAGAUGUACUAGAUGGAAAAGGCUGGUUGAGAGAUAAACCGUUAUCUAAUAAACUAACUUUACUUAUAUAUUAAUAGUUUUUUAUAUUAUUUUAUUCAAUAAUUCAUUAUCAAAUAUAAAUAAAUUCACAUCUGAUAUUAUUAAUAAUAUAACAUCCAUUGAACAAAAUUCUAAAGUUAUUAACGUCAAGAUAAUAACGUCAAGAAUGCACCUUUAUCUAUUAUCAUACAUCAAAUAGUAUCGAUUAUAUGUAAUAAUGUAAUUUUAAUCUGUAGUGUAAUGUUAGGUCAUGAAAUAUGGUUUGUACCAUAAUCAUGCAGCAGCGCAAAGCGUAGCUCCCUAAAUGCGACCAAAAUGUAAGCUAAUUAGUAUAAAAGCAUUUGGAACAAGUAAAUAACUAAACGAGAUAUACGAAUACACAAACGCACAAGAUAAGGAGUAUAAUGUUAUCCUGUGGUUAUUGUACUGGUUUUCUAACAAUAUCUAUGACACAGAUUGUCUUGUACAUCGAUUACCGAAAAUUAAAUGAUAUAACUAUCAAAGACGUCUUUCCUCUUCCUAAAAUCGACGAGAUUUUCGACCAAUUAGCAGAUGCUGUUUAUUAUACUAAGGAAUAAUACCGCCUGGAAAGUUCACAAAAUCAGCGAAAACGAACUCGUACUGAUUUUAUUUGAACAGAUAAUAAUGAUAUUACUAGUGAAAUACAUGAAUUAAUAAUAUCAAAAGAAGCUCAACGUUUAAAAUUUAAAAGCCGAUAGAUAUGGUCUAAAAAUUUAAAACAACGACGAAUUGCCUUUUGGAAUUAUUUUAAUAAUCAACAAAAAUAUCAGUUAUAUACACGAUGGGUGAAUUCAGAACCACCCAUUGUACCAAAUACAUUUAAAAUAUGUCUAAAUCCACAAGAAACAGAUAUCGAACAUUCUCUACGUAAAACACAUGCUAAUCGAACGUUUCAAUUCCACAUUGAUCUUCAUGAAGCAAAGGCAACUCGCUUCCGACAGCAGCAACAGCAAAUUGAUGCACAGCAUGAACAAUUUCUUUCAACAGUUGCAACAGGUGCUGUUUUUAUCCAACUUCUAAACUUAUGGAAUAAAGAUUGUCUUCGAAAUGAACAAACAUCACUUAAAAUAUGGGAAAAACAUGAACAUCAUUACCGGAAAUAUGAAGAAGCUAUUGAUAAUCGACAAGAUCCAUGGAUUAUAAUUAAAUCAGAUAAUCGUCCAAAAUUUCCA